Capsella rubella is the source of this 1672-nucleotide messenger RNA. Its product is annotated as chaperone protein dnaJ 1, mitochondrial. Bases 158 to 1441 code for a protein of 427 amino acids. Gene Ontology annotation, biological process: protein refolding; response to heat. Gene Ontology annotation, molecular function: ATP binding; heat shock protein binding. Gene Ontology annotation, cellular component: cytoplasm. The transcript has 19 exons. The record is from RefSeq and is a predicted model, not a curated record. NCBI's taxonomy places the organism in Eukaryota, Viridiplantae, Streptophyta, Magnoliopsida, Brassicales, Brassicaceae.
UUAGAGACUUUUGACAAAAUGUGCAGAAGAAGCAAAAAAGAUUUAACAAACGUCUCUGCUGGGGUCUUCUUCUUCUUCCUGGCAUAAGCGUAGGGUUUAACACCUCUCCCUAUACACAAAACCUCUCCGCUUCUGCAUUUAAUUCAUCCACAGAGUCAUGCAAAGAUUCAACUGGGUUCUGCGGCAUUUACAGGCACGAAGAACAUUUGAUUCCGCGUUGGGAUUUCGACAAGGGUUUCAGAAGCCGUUGUUCGAGCGUUACAUUCACGCUACAGGAACAUCCUGCUCUAGUGCUCGUAAUUACUAUGAUGUUCUCGGUGUUUCUCCAAAAGCUACCCGUGAGGAGAUUAAAAAGUCAUUCCAUGAGCUUGCAAAAAAAUUCCACCCUGAUACAAAUAGAAAUAAUCCUUCAGCAAAAAGAAAAUUCCAGGAAAUAAGAGAAGCAUAUGAGACCCUGGGAAAUUCGGAAAGAAGAGAAGCAUAUGAUAAGCUGCGCUAUCGGAGUUCAGAUUAUGUAAAUAAUGAUGGUGGUGAUGCAGAGAGAUUCAGACGUGCCUACCAAUCCAAUUUCUCGGAUUCGUUCCACAAGAUUUUUUCUGAAAUAUUUGAGAAUGAUCAGAUUCAACCUGAUAUUCGGGUGGAACUGUCGCUUUCUUUUUCGGAAGCUGCAAAAGGGUGCACCAAACGUUUGUCUUUUGAUGCAUAUGUCUUUUGUGAUUCCUGUGAUGGCCUUGGCUACCCUCGUGAUGCUGCCAUGGGAGUUUGUCCAACAUGCAAGGGAGCUGGACGAGUAACAAUUCCUCCUUUUACAGCAUCAUGCCAGACGUGCAAGGGAUUGGGACAUAUUGUUAAGGAGUACUGCAUGUCUUGUAGAGGAUCCGGUGUUGUGGAAGCCACAAAGACUGUUGAACUUGUGAUCCCUGGAGGGGUGGAGCCUGAAGCUACGAUCCCAAUCCAAGGUGCUGGUAAUGUAAGAUCAAGAACAACUCAACCUGGGAACUUGUAUAUCAAACUAAAGGUUGCCAAUGAUUCAGUUUUCUCAAGGGAUGGGUCAGAUAUAUAUGUGGAUGCUAAUAUUAGCUUUACACAAGCCAUUUUGGGAGGCAAAGUUGUCGUGCCAACGCUUUCAGGAAAGAUACAGCUAAAUAUACCAGAGGGGACUCAGCCUGGUCAACUUUUUGUUUUAAGAGGCAAAGGACUACCGAAACAAGGCUUUUUUGUAGACCAUGGAGAUCAGUAUGUCCGUUUCCGAGUUAACUUUCCUACUGAAGUGAAUGAACGCCAGCGUACUAUACUGGAAGAGUUUGCAAAGGAAGAAAUCAACAACGAGUUGAGUGGUUCUGCUGAAGGAAGUUGGUGGAAUCGAACGGGUCCUCAGAUCAUACGCGACUUCUCGUUAAUCAUGCUGCUGGUGCUAUUGUUCAACAAGUUAAUGGGAUGAAACCACCACGAGAGAUGAAAGAUAAAAGAAGAAGCAUUCAGCAGAAGACAGACACAAGUGAAAUUUCAUCUAGAAAAACGAACAGGUCAACAGCAUAACAGAAAGGGCAAGGGUCAUGAUUUGACUUCAUAUUCUAUCACAAACUCAUUUGAUGUGAAUAAUAAGAGACAUCAACAAGUAAAGCUUAAAAGAAAAAGAAAAAAACUCCUCGAGAGUUGUGUUUUUGGCAUA